CUCCGUCAGCAUUAGCAUCUAUCUCACUAACCAACUUCUUUCUUUGUUCCGUUCUACUUUCCCUUCCCAACAACAACAAGAAGAUGCCUUCUGCAGAAGCUUCCUCCGAAACCAUUUGUGUCACCGGCGCUGGUGGCUUCAUCGCCUCUUGGAUGGUCAAACUCCUCUUGGAAAAAGGCUACACUGUCCGAGGAACCCUCAGAAAUCCAGAUGAUCCCAAGAACGGGCACUUGAAGGAGUUUGAAGGAGCCUCCGAGAGGUUAACUCUGCAUAAGGUUGACCUCCUUCAUCUUGACUCCGUUAGAUCAGUUAUUAACGGUUGCCAUGGUGUCUUUCACACUGCUUCUCCCGUCACCGAUAACCCCGAAGAAAUGGUGGAGCCAGCGGUGAGUGGAGCUAAGAAUGUGAUCAUAGCUGCUGCAGAGGCUAAAGUUAGACGUGUGGUGUUCACCUCAUCCAUUGGUGCCGUCUAUAUGGACCCCAGUAGGAGCAUCGAUUUGGUGGUUGACGAGUCCUGUUGGAGUGAUUUGGAAUAUUGCAAGAACACCAAGAAUUGGUAUUGCUAUGGGAAGGCUGUGGCUGAACAAGCAGCAUGGGACACAGCAAAAGAGAAUGGGGUGGACUUGGUUGUAGUGAACCCAGUUUUGGUUCUUGGACCAUUACUGCAACCCACAAUCAAUGCUAGUACAAUUCACAUCCUCAAGUACCUCACUGGCUCUGCUAAGACCUAUGCAAAUGCCACACAGGCUUAUGUGCAUGUUAGGGAUGUGGCAUUGGCCCACAUACUUGUUUAUGAGAAGCCUUCUGCCUCUGGUAGAUACCUAUGUGCCGAAAGCUCCCUCCACCGUGGAGAAUUAGUUGAAAUUCUCGCCAAGUAUUUCCCGGAGUACCCAGUUCCCACCAAGUGUUCAGAUGAAAAGAAUCCGAGAGCAAAACCCUACACUUUUUCAAAUCAAAAGCUGAAAGAUUUGGGAUUGGAAUUCACUCCAGUGAGUCAGUGUCUAUAUGAAACAGUGAAGAGCCUGCAGGAGAAAGGCCACCUUCCAGUUCCUGCAAAGCAGCAGGAAGAAGAUUCAACUACCGUGAAAUCCUAAAUGAGCAGCUAGUUGUCCACUAAGGCAAGAAGCUGCAGCUUGUGGCAAUCUGUGCUCAUCUUAUAUAUUAUAAUAGAGAAUCCUACAUUAGAAGACUGCUGUAUUUGGAUUUUGUAAAAAAGACAUCAACUAAAUUGUUGCCGUGUAUGAACUUAUAAUAUUAAUGAAAUUUAUUCCCCUCGUUGAGUUGAAUUA
Molecule: messenger RNA, 1289 nt
Organism: Glycine soja
Lineage: Eukaryota; Viridiplantae; Streptophyta; Magnoliopsida; Fabales; Fabaceae
Product: cinnamoyl-CoA reductase 1-like
Exons: 5
Coding region: 84-1094 (336 amino acids)
Molecular function (GO): oxidoreductase activity, acting on the CH-OH group of donors, NAD or NADP as acceptor
Source: RefSeq, a predicted model, not a curated record